Hippocampus comes (tiger tail seahorse) is the source of this 2338-nucleotide messenger RNA. RefSeq names its product transmembrane protein 87A (gene tmem87a). The transcript is spliced from 21 exons. The record is from RefSeq and is a predicted model, not a curated record. The coding region runs from base 68 to 1864 and encodes 598 amino acids. NCBI's taxonomy places the organism in Eukaryota, Metazoa, Chordata, Actinopteri, Syngnathiformes, Syngnathidae. Gene Ontology annotation, biological process: retrograde transport, endosome to Golgi. Gene Ontology annotation, cellular component: membrane; Golgi apparatus.
GACGUUUACGGAACCAGGAAGUGGCGGUCUCCAACGAGUCGGACCACUUUUCGAGCUCGUUCCUGUGAUGGUGGCCUCUGCGGGUCUCGAGCGGACUCGGUCGGCGCUGUGGACCAGGACGGUCCUCCUCUUGGUGCUGUCCGGCCUCCACGGACCGAGUUGUGUGGUGUCGGAACCGGGCAAAUGGACCCUGGACGUGGACAGCGACACUUUGAAGACUCACGGCCUUUUCGUCUUUGCUAAAACUCUCUUCAACAACAGCUUCAUCCAUCUUAAAUUGGCCAGCUGCAACUCAUCUUCCCCAGUACACUUGAACGUGUCGUGGUACCUGAGGAGUUCUCACUGCUACGAUGAGGUCUUCAGCCUCGACGUGAUGCGAGCGGAUCUGUACUUCAAGUCCACGGUGGUGAAUCCGGGAGGAGGAAGUGGUUUCUAUGUCUUCCACCAGUACCCUCCCAUCCCUUGCAAUCCACGUGAAGACCCCAACAUUUUUGGCCUGGAUGCCUUUGACGUGAAAACUCGACUGACGGAAUUACAGGCCAACGCAGAGAAGACCCCCGGCAGGAGGCGCAGGGAGGCGGAGCUUCCGAAACCAAAGUCGGCUGCAGGUGAAGCAGCGGCGGACAAGGACAAGGAGAAGAAGACGACGGCGACCUCUGAAGGAGAUGCCGGCGCUCCUCCCAAACAGGUCGCCGCACACCCUCACUUCGACGCGGUGGCCGAGAGCUGGGCGGACGGUCCGUACAUGUUUCUGCUCAGCGUCCAAGAGAUCAAAGACAAGAACCGGGCUCCCGAGCCGGCCCGCUGGAACCUGCGACUUGACGUGAGCAUGAAAGGACCCCACGACUACAUCUCAGCCUCGGAAUGGCCGCUCAUGCUGUUCUACAUGGUGAUGUGCAUCGUGUACGUGCUGCUGGCGCUCUUGUGGCUUCUGCUGUCGGCGCGCUACUGGAGGGACCUGCUCAGGAUCCAGUUCUGGAUCGGAGGCGUCAUCUUCCUUGGGAUGCUGGAGAAGGCCGUUUACUACGCAGAAUUUCAGAGCAUCAGAUACGACGGCUUGUCCGUGCGCGGGGCGGCGGUGUUCGCCGAGGUCCUGUCGGCCGUCAAGAGGACGCUGGCCCGCGUGUUGGUCAUCAUCGCCAGCCUGGGAUACGGCAUCGUCAAGCCCAGGCUGGGCGCCUUGCUUCACCGCGUGGUGGGCGUCGGCCUGCUCUACCUCAUGUUCUCCACGGCGGAGGGCAUCCUCCGCGUCAACGCCGAUCGCGGCGACAACGCCAGCAGUAUUCUUCUGUGCGACGUCGUGCUGGCCUUCACCGAUUCCUGCGUCAUCUGGUGGAUCUUUGUGAGUCUGGCUCAGACCAUGAAGCUGCUCCGACUCCGCCGCAACCUGGUCAAGCUGUCGCUCUACAGACACUUCACCAACACGCUCAUCUUCGCCGUCAUCGCAUCGGUCAUCUUCAUCGUUUGGACCACAAAGACCUUCAAGAUGGCCAAAUGUCAGUCUGACUGGCGCGAGCUUUGGAUCGAUGAUGCUUUCUGGCGUUUCCUGUUCUCCGCCAUCCUGCUGGUCAUCAUGUUCCUCUGGCGACCGUCAGCCAAUAACCAGAGGUACGCCUUCCGCCCCCUGGUGGACGAUGAGGAGAGUGACGAAGAGGAGGAGGAGCUCAUGGUGAACGAAGCUUUUGAGGGCAUGAAGAUGAGGGGCGUGAAGAACGAGACCAACGGGGCCGCCAGAGCCAACAAAGUGGAUGAAGAUCUGAAGUGGGUGGAGGAGAACAUCCCCUCGUCCAUGGCCGACGUCGCCCUGCCGCCCCUGCUCGACUCGGACGAGGUGAGUGCCCGAGGCGGGCGUCCAAUUCUUUGACACCCAAACGAGCGUUCCGAGAUAAGUCCCUCCAGAGAUUUUUUUGGGGUGCGCUGUGGGGGGAGAGGGAGGGAGACGCACACGAGCGGCAGGUUGUUACAAGGGCUCCAGAUUUUGAACGUGUGCCAAGCAGCCAAACAUGGGCGGCCCCCACCAGCAGGGGGCGCCAAAAGCCCCAAAGAGCAGAGCAGAGAGCGGCCCUUGAGAGGCAAAUUCACGCCAAGGCAAAGUCGCAGUUGCGUGCGCGCGGUUCGCCGGCUGCGGCGCUUAUGUAAAGCGCGGCUUACGUAAGGCGCUGUGGUCACACAAAUUGAAAACGGGGCGAGACCGUGCCGAGAAAUUGCAGCGGAUGAUGUUGAAGAGGUGGGACACCGACCGUCUGGAAUGUCCACACCGCGACGGGUAAAGUGAUGCGCCGCGCCGUUUUUUUUCAAAAGGACUUCGCUCCAACGCGUGCGUCGGAAACACGAUCGG